AUGGUCGAGAAGAAUUAUUGGGACUUCGUUGGUAUGAAAACGUGCCUGAGCUCGAGUAGCAAAAACAUUUCGAAAAAUAUUGAGAAGGAGGAAAAAUCCUUGCCUAAAAUGUGUAGCAAAGAAGAAUCAACUGAUAUCGCUCGAAUAGUUUUAGUAUCUGGUUUACCAACGGAAUGGUUAACUAUACCCAAAGAAAUGUAUACUGUUUCAAUAUGCAAAUGGUUUGAGAAAAAUUUUGGUUUAUCGGAUGAUACAAUUGAGAAUGUCUAUUGUUGUCCACUAACCGAUCCAACUAAUCAGGAAAAUGGCUGCAGAUGCCUUGUCUCAUUUCGCUCUCGCGUGCACAAGCAUCGUGUUAUCGCGCAGAAGUCGAAAAUCGAGACACCAACAACUAUUGAUGAUAUCACAGAGAUUCCGCAAGAGUUUCUUCGUGUCAUUGAAGAUAGCGCUGUGAAAAGCACUGUGGAAGAAACGAUGGAUUUAGAUAACCAGGCAUCAAGUUGUGAUCCUGAUCACAUAGAUCUGGGUAUUAAUAAUGCCAGUUCAAAUGUCGCAUCACUGGAUAAGAACUGUGAUGAAAAUAAUAAAUCUACGAAUAAAGAAUCUUUAAUUACGGAUAGUAAUAAAGACUAUGAAUCUAGAGAAGCUGGCGUAACUGUUAGUGCAGUUUCUCCUCAAAAUAAUACAAUUGAUAAUACGACGGAUAGCAAGGAGCCUCGGAAUAGUUCCAGCAAAGUUAAUAUGGAUCAUGCUGGAAAUGAUGCUCCAUUCUAUGCUACAACUAAUUUAAAUGAGGAAGAUAACGCUGUCAUACAAAGCGAAUCUAAGUUAGACGAGGCAGUGAAAGAAGGAAGAGAAUCAUCAGUAAACGUUUCAAAGAACCUUUCAAGUAGCAUUAGUCGAUUUGAUUCGCAUGAGGAACAUUAUUUGAACUUGCCGAUCAAUCUGAUUGGUGCACCGUGCUUCCAGUGGCGUGAAAGUACUGCAUUCAUCCUUCUUCAUCUUUCUUGUAUUAUAGCAUGUCGAACAGCAGCAGAACGACGUUUACUUAUUAUAUGUGAAGCUUUGGUCUGCGAUUUGUAUAAUCCCUGGCUUUAUCCAAUUUUAAUGCGUUCUAGAUUGGUCGAAACAAAUUUUCCACUUCUAUUUGCACAAGAUAAUCCGAAGGAUUCUGUUGGUCGAAUUAAGCUAUAUUUCUCUGAUGAAACUGCAAUGGCAUCUUGCGUAAUCAACUAUCUCGUAUAUAUCAGAACAACUAAAGCUCGUCAGCUCAGAAUAUUCCUUCCGCAGACAAAACUCACGUUGGAUUACAAAGAAGAUUUAAAUAGUAGAUUGGGCCGUGUACGGUCACCUCCUGUUACGAUGCGUCAACUUCUUAUAAAAUCUUUAACUGAAGACAUAACAGAAGAUAUGAUUCGAAACAUUGCUUUCAAGAAUUUCAAUAUUGAAUCAGUCGAAUUUAGAACAGACCUUCUGAAAAAUCGAUGUGCUCUUAUAACAUUUCCUUCGGCUGAACUUGCCAUUAUUGCCCACAGCAACCAUAAUUAUGUACAUUUUGGUGAUCCAAAAGAUGAUAAAGGAUGGUUGAAAGUACUUUACGUUUGUAGCAAUUCUUUACAAUUCUUUACAGCAUCAGUUCGAGGUUGGGAUACUAAAGAUUUGCUUACUAGAACUGAAUUCAAAGCUUUCAAGUUAAAUCCUUCAAAAAAUCAACGCAAAAUGAAAUUUGAAAGUGCAGAGGAGAAUGCUGGUCUCGAUGAAAAUAGGGAUCCAGAUUCAAAAGAAGAGAAAAAUCCCAAUAAUACAACUAACGAAGGAACUAAUGAGUUAAAUUCAUCUUCUGACGUUAAAAACAACAAUGAAAAUUCAGAAAAACCAGAUAAUGAGCAUCCAAAUUUAAAGCGUUCUGGCUCACCAGCGUUGGAACGUACAACUGAAAUACGUCGCAAAAGACGACGAACUAGAAGAAGAGAGCGUGAUAUUGCACGAAGGGAGGAUCGAAUGCGAAGACGACUCAGAACUGGAAGUUAUUCAAGGCCUUUCGAUCCUUUUGAAAAGUCAAGCAGCCACUAUAUGAAUGACGCGAAUAUGGGCUUACGGCGUUGGGAUGAUAUGUCCAGAUUUACAGCAUUGGAAGCUAGACGACGUGAAUUUGAUAGAAGCUUUGCCUUCCCAGCUAGAAGAGGUGGCAGAGAUUUUGAUUAUUACUGUGAGCCGCCAUAUCAUUCACCUCCAAGACCUCUCAGAAGGCGAAAAGAAAAUAGAAGAGAACGCCGCCGUAUUGCGCGUUUAGCUGCUGCUGGAUCAGAUGAAAUUCGUGGUGAUUCAUCGAGAAACGAUGAGCAACAAAACAGAGACAGAAGAAACAAUGAACAAGAAAAAUCGGAAAAAGAUGCGUUUUGCACGUAUAACCCGGGGGAAGGCAGCACGCAACAAAAGCAGCUGAAGAAAGUUCAAGAGCGAUUACAACCAUCAAGAAUGAUGAUUAAUCCAGGUUUAAAUAUAUCACGAUUUAGUGAUUAUGUCGGUAUGGGUGGUUCGCGUGGAACGGACAUAAAUGCCUCGGCUUUUCAAGGAAAUUAUGGAUUUACUCCCAAUAUGGGUAAAGCUAUGCCGUUGGGAGCAUUGGGAAGUGGUAUGCAAGCCAUGGGAAAUGCUAUGCAAAUGGGUAUGCCAGCUCCAGGUGCUAAUAUGCAAGCUAUGUGCGGUUUUGAAACAGCUGAACCACAAUUCUUCCGUACUCCACCUCGUGUCACUCAGAAUCCAUACAUUCCUAUUGCGCAACAAACUACUACACCUUAUACGUCGUAA
Molecule: messenger RNA, 2811 nt
Organism: Dracunculus medinensis (Guinea worm)
Lineage: Eukaryota; Metazoa; Nematoda; Chromadorea; Rhabditida; Dracunculidae
Source: the annotation of a GenBank genome assembly